Messenger RNA from Lates calcarifer (barramundi perch), 4613 nucleotides. RefSeq names its product protein FAM102B. The transcript is spliced from 11 exons. The coding region runs from base 137 to 1279 and encodes 380 amino acids. The record is from RefSeq and is a predicted model, not a curated record. Lineage: Eukaryota; Metazoa; Chordata; Actinopteri; Centropomidae.
GACUCUUGUGGCUUCACCAUCCUCCCACAACACAACACUACACUACUCUGUACCUGUGUUAGACACAACACAAUGGGGCUGUAAUGUCAGCGACGGGCGAGAUCAGAGCAUCAUCUGAAGAGUACUGAGCCUGUGUAUGGAUUUAAUGAUGAUGAAGAAGAAGAAAUUCAAGUUCAAGGUGGAUUUUGAGCUGGACGAGCUCUCGUCGGUCCCCUUUGUCAACGGUGUCCUCUUCUGUAAAGUCAGACUGCUGGAUGGCGGGUUCUCCGAGGAGUCCUCUCGGGAGCCAGUGCAGGCCAACUGUGUCCGAUGGAGGAAGCGCUUCUCUUUCCCCUGCAAGAUGAGUGCCAAUGCAGGGACAGGUGUACUGGACCCCUGUGUGUGUCGUGUCUCUGUCAGAAAGGAGCUGAAGGGCGGGAAGGCAUAUGCAAAGCUCGGUUUUGCGGAUCUGAAUUUAGCAGAGUUUGCCGGCUCAGGGAAUACAACCCGCAGAUGUCUGCUGGAAGGCUACGAUACCAAAAACACUCGACAGGAUAACUCCAUUCUCAAGGUCAUCAUCAGUACACAGCUUAUGUCCGGAGAUCCCUGCUUUAAAACGCCUCCCUCCACAGCCACAGUGAUCGGGAUCCAGAGUGACGGAGAGAGCCUGCUGGAGGAGAGGAGGGGAGGAGACUCACAGAAAGGCUGCUCUGCAGAGAGUCGAGAGGGGAAGUGUCCAGUUGUUUCUGAUGACCUGGGGGGCUGUGGUCACUCCCGGACAUCCAGCUACGCCAGCCAACAGUCCAAACUUUCAGGCUACAGCACGGGUCACUCCCGCUCCUCCAGCAUGUCAGAGUUCAGCCACCGGAGAAACCACUCAGUGGGCAGUGCCUCAACAGGCAUCGGCAGCAUCCCAGAACCCAGCGAGGACCGAGACAGAGAGACCAGACCCUGUCCUGCGCUGCCUGAACACCCAGUCCCCCCCACCACCACUAGCAACCCACAAGGCACACCAGUACGGAGCGCCUCAUCCUGUGAACGACUCAACAGACACCCAGUGAAACAAGACUCCAUGGAGUCUCAGCUAAAGAGAAUGGACGACACGCGGGUGGAUGCUGACGACGUUGUGGAAAAAAUUCUUCAGAGUCAAGACUUCACACCGAGCCUACUGGACUCCAGUGCUGAAGAGGAAGGCUUACGUCUGUUUGUUGGACCUGGGGGAAGCACAGCUCUUGGAAGCCAUCACCUUCCCACUAGGGUUGGUGCUGGAGCAUAUGAGCAGGUGGUGAUAAAGCGUUAAACCUGCAGCCUCUUAGUGAUGGACUGACACUGCUUACAUCCAAAAACUGGAGUCAAGGUUGUGUCCCAUUUCAGUCUAUUCCUACAGCUUGUUACCUGAUCGGCACUGUGUCUGACCUGAUCACUCAGUGAACGGUCGACGUUACAACAGUGCCCUCCUGUGUCUAUAUCUGCUACAUGACACGGUAGCUUCCUGAUAAGAUUUUUUUAAACAGGCAGAAGUGGACAGUUGUCAUCUCAAUGUAAACACACACACAGCUGUGAAUUAACGAAAAUGAAACAUUGUCCAGAUUGUUCAAAAACAUUUAACAUGUCUGUGACUGAAACUGUCCACUCCUCACUUUCUGGAUGUAGAUUAGCCUUAAUCUUUCUGAGGUCAAUUUUAAUCACCCAGCAUCCAAAACCAAUUAAUUAUAAACUCUUAGAAACUGGAAAAACAAAAGAUUAAUGUUUGAUCUCCAUUGGAGGAUGUGCUCUGUGUACAUCAUCUACACUGAAGGGGAGUAUGCCAUGCAUUUUCGAUACAUUCCUUUUGUCUCUGUUUGUUUUAGACUUCCUUCUCAAAUAGGACACUCUGUUUAAUAUUUGCCUGUAAGCUGCAGUUGUUGGCACUCUAACAACAGUUGGUGAGAAUAUUUUACUACAAAGAGGAGAAGUUAAGACUUGAGCUAUUCGAUGUGUGAACGAGGACUGUGUGUGUGUGUGUGUGUGUGUGUGUGUGUGUGUGUGUGUGUGUGUGUGUGUGUGUGAUAGCAUAGUGUGUGAUAACGCUACUUUUAUUAGUAGUAACAGUUAUCCUGCUAUUUUGGACAGGUGGAAGGAUAUUAUGAUCUCCUGUAAGAAAUGCUGUGUUGGCAUUUUCAAAAAGAAAAUGGGAGAAUACAACACUUUACUUGUUUGUAAUCACAGAGGUCCCUGUUCUUAUCUGCUGAGGAUUGUUUUAGAAAAUCCUACAGUACUGAUUUGCUCUACAGAGGCAAAACGCAGUAACAGCGUAUUAAAAUCUGAUCUUUUGAAAUGUGCUUUUCCAUAUACUCAAAUUUAAUACUGUAGAAAUGUCGAAUCUGUUAGAACUUGAAAAUGUGCUUUUAAAAGUUACUUCAAAUUGGGGUUUAGAACCAAGACAACACACAUAGUAAUUUGGUUUGCAGUGUACUUGAAGCUAAAGCAAUACAGCUAUAUAUAUAUAUGAGAGCUAGCCUGGCCUUAUCUAAAGCUAAAACUAAAUCCACUUUCCCCCUGUUAUCUGUAAAUGAGAUGUACCAAUUUUGAUUAACUAAUAUCUUGGUUUAUUAUUCCAUGUAAGUAAAUGAGGCAGAAAUAAUGAACAAAACAGCUACCUCCUGCUAAGGAUAACUAGCUUAGCAGACCUUUGCUGUUGACUCAAGUCAAAGUCAUAUGAUUUGGUGUGGUUAAGCUACCAUUAAUCACAUAUUUGAAUGUAUUAAAUAGAAAAUUAAAUCAUUAAAUUACUUCAUUUUACAGAUACAGAACAUUUAUCAUAAGCUAUAGACUAUAAAUAAUCAAAGUUUAUUUUCUUGAAUUAACUAGUUUAAAAGAGGAAGAAAGCGAAAACAACAAAUUUUGUUGGUACAUUCCCUAAAAAUACAAAUGAAAAAAAAAAAAUGCCAAUCAUUUAUGGGGGUGAAAUAAUAAUAAGGCUAAGCAGUUUAAAGUUACAGUAUUACAACCUUCUUAUGUUGCGCAGAUUGCAGGUCAACCUGAAAACUUUCAACCUGUUUUUUUUGUGUGUGAUUUCACUGUUUCUGUAAGUUACUGCUCUCUGCCUCUGUAAAUGCUGAAUAGAAAAGGGGCUCCUAUGAUAAAUAUGCUAUAAAGGGCAUAUAUCUAAUUCCUAGUGUUUCAGAUGCGUAUCUAUUGUAUACCUACGCUUUGCAUCGCUUUUAAACUACAUCUCUCCUUGAGCUCCCCCGUUGACCGGGAGGCUUACAUCAGUGAACAAAUCAAAGAUCCUGUGACGCGUCAGCAAUUUAAUUAAUGUACAACUGAUGUAUACGAUAGUAAACAAUGAAGGACUAGUUUAAGUAAUCCACUGCCAUGAAGAAAAUACAAAACAGCGCCUGUAUUUUAAAAGACAGAGAGUAAUACAGUAAUUUUGUGUGCAUAUAUCUUCCAGCAUCAUAUCAACUGUUGGCUCAAGCAAUCAGAUACACUGACGAUUAGUGGUACAGAAAGAACUCUAAUCUAACAGCAAUUUAAAUUUGCUGAGGAUUUUGAAUUCCUGAUAGUGUCAUGCAUGUAGGCGUUUUGUGUUUCUAGCCUAAUAGGGGAUUUAAGUGCGCAGUUUGUUAGACUGAGAGCAAAUUAGCCAAAGUACACAACACAUUGAUAUUACCUGGGACCCUGUCAGGCCUAUGCAUUAACUGUAAGGACAAUAUUAGACACAUGAUAACUAAUGAACAGACUGUACAGCAUCUGUAAUCUUCGAUCUCCUGUCAUAACCCAGAGCAGAGGUGGGAUAACUUCCUCUUCUAGAUUAACUAUAUACACGUUAUAUCAAUAUCUGCACAAGCCUCAUCAGUGUAUGGUGUUUUAACUAUACGUCAGUGUUCUGUUUUUACGUUCGUGUGUUCUGCAUGAUUAAGGUGUGCUUUCGUUAGCGUGCAGAACUUGACACAUCAUCUUUUUCCCUAAUUUAAUACUGUGCCAUCUUUUAAUCUCAAUAUUUCCACUCUGAGGGAAAACCUUUGCUUGCCUAUGUAGCAUGUAGGAAAUCGUUUUGUUCUCAUUACGUAUUGUUAAAAGCAGGUAUCUGCACAAAUGUCAGUGUUUAACUGUACAUCAGUGUUCUCAUUUUGUGUGUUUUUUAUGUUCAGCAUGGUUUAAAAGUCCUGUGUUAAAAAUCACAUCUAGAGGAUACUGUCGUCUUUGUUUUGAAUCUUUCAUUGCUGAUAUUGUGCCAUAUUUUUGCUAAAUAUUUUAUUGUUUAGGGGGAAAAAGCAUUCGCACUACAUCAAUAAGACAGUGUUAAGUAUAUGAUUUAUGGCUACCAAAUAUCAACUAUUGAAGGGUUUUGUUUUUUUUUUCUUUUUGGAUAAAAAUCACUUGUCUUACCUGGGUAUACCACAGGUAUGUUCAUCUUGGUACCUAACAUGUUGUUACAAACAUGGUUGCUUCUUCUCUUCUGUGAAGCUGUUGUCUAUAUCUAACUGUAAAAUGUAUUCUCCUGUAAAGUGAUGUUCUGCGCUGUUCUGACACUGUCCAGUGUUUCUUGUUAAAAACUUGUUCUUCUGACCAACAUUUGCUUCCUUAACAAGUGUACUGGAUGCUUCAGAUGUGUACCUUGCACUGAAUAAAACUGUUUAAAAUCCUCA